Messenger RNA from Hyphopichia burtonii NRRL Y-1933, 870 nucleotides. It is a transcript of the gene KTI12, whose product is annotated as Kti12p. Bases 1 to 870 code for a protein of 289 amino acids. The transcript has a single exon. NCBI's taxonomy places the organism in Eukaryota, Fungi, Ascomycota, Pichiomycetes, Serinales, Debaryomycetaceae. The record is from RefSeq and is a predicted model, not a curated record.
AUGCCACUUAUUACAUUUUCCGGUCUUCCAAGUUCUGGGAAGACUACUUGGGCAAAGAAAUUGGAGAAACUUUUACAGGAGAAGAUUGAAGAAGCUAAAGAAACAAAGUCUCCAGGUUAUAAUUAUUCAAUAGUAUAUCAUUCUGAUGAAACAUUAGGUAUUCCCCACGAUACUUAUAAAGAUUCAAAUCUUGAGAAACAUGCCAGAGGAAGUCAGAUGUCUGCGGUUAAAAGAGACUUGUCUCGUUCGAAGUUCGUUAUUUUAGAUUCAUUAUCGUAUAUUAAAGGUUUUAGAUAUCAAUUAUUUUGUGAAGCCAAAGGAGUUGUGACACCCCAUUGUGUGGUUCAUGUAAUGAAUCCGGUUGAAAAAUGUGUCGAAUGGAAUAAACCCACCAACGCAUGGGAUGAAGAACUUAUAAAUCAAUUGGCCAUGAGAUAUGAAGAACCAAAUAAUGAUACUAGAUGGGAUUCACCAUUAUUCACUGUUGUUUCUGACUACGAACAAGAAUCAUUACCAAUAAAUGAGAUUUGGAAUGCUCUUGUAUUGAAAAGGGCCCCUCCACCUAACGCAGCAACGUUAGUCAAACCUACAUCCGGUAAUAAUUACCUUCAAGAACUCGAUAAACAAACACAAUCGGUUGUUAGUAAAAUAGUGCAACAUCAACAACUUACUUCAAUAGGUGGACAAGUUCUAAUUGAUAAAGAUGAGAAAUUAUUUGUUGAAAUGCCUCUGACUUCCGUGAGUAUUGCUCAAUUGCAAAGAAUAAGAAGAACUUUUAUAAGUUUAAAUAGAAUGAGAAGUGUGGAUGUUGAUAGAAUUUUACCUAUAUUUGUGGAAUAUCUUAAUAGAAGUUUAAAUAAUGAUGAAUGA